Messenger RNA from Fraxinus pennsylvanica, 1242 nucleotides. NCBI's taxonomy places the organism in Eukaryota, Viridiplantae, Streptophyta, Magnoliopsida, Lamiales, Oleaceae. The record is from the annotation of a GenBank genome assembly.
AUGGAUGAGAAUAUUGACGUGCCUCAGUAUUUCUUAUGUCCCAUAUCACUUCAGAUCAUGAAAGAUCCGGUAACCACCGUCACCGGCAUAACGUAUGACCGCGAAAGCAUCGAGCACUGGCUGUUGACGGCGGAGGACACCACCUGCCCCGCCACCAAUCAGCCUCUGCCAAGAGAUUCCGACUUGACCCCGAAUCACAUGCUCCGGCGGCUGAUCCAAGCAUGGUGCAUUGCCAAUGCUAAGAAUGGGAUUGAUCGAAUCCCAACCCCGAAAACUCCUCUCCACAGGUCUACAGUUCUUAAUCUCAUUCGGAAACUCAAGAAUCCUGUUAUGUAUGUAGAUUCCUUGAAGAAAAUGGAUGAACUUGCCAAUGAGAAUGAGAAGAACCGGAAGUGCAUGGCUGAGGCCGGAUCAGCCAAAGCAAUGGUUUCGUUCAUUUUGAAAUGUUUCAAAGAAGGUAAAAAUACCAGCCUUGAAGAAGCUCUGAGAAUUCUCCAUCUAACCUGGAAUCCUUGUAUCAACGAAAACCAGCAACUUGUAGAAGAUAACCUAGUUCUCGUGGAAGCAUUAAGGUGGAUCUUGAAGCGUACUAACCUAGAAAACAGUGUCAUCACGAAAACUCAGGCCCUUAUAGUAUUGAAAAAGGUCGUCGAAGUAGAAAUUCCGAGUUUGCUCGAAAGAUUAAACCCCGAUUUCAUCAAAGAAAUGGUAAAAAUCUUACAGUGCAAUAAACUCAAAACAUCACAACAGGCAGUAAAAUCUGUCUUGCAAAUCCUUAUACAUAUGUGUCAUGUGGGAACAAACCGAAUGAAAAUCAUCGAGGCAGGAACAGUUUUCGAGCUUGUUGAAGCUGAACUAAAUCAAUACCACGAGUCGAAGAAAAUUACCGAGCUUAUAUUCACACUUUUAGCACAUUUGUGUUCAUGUGCUGAUGGAAGGGCACAAUUCUUGAAACAUCCUGCCGGAAUUGCAAUGGUUUCCAAAAGAUUGCUGAGAAUUUCUCAUGCAACUGACGAUGGAGGGCUUCAUAUAUUUGCUUUGAUUUCGAAAUUUUCCGCUACACAUGAAGUUCUUCUAGAGAUGCUGAGAGUUGGAGGCGUGUCCAAGAUUUGCAUGGUGAUUCAAGCAGAUUGUGCAGAUGAUUUGAAGAAGAAAGCGAGGGAGAUUUUGAGGUUGCAUUUUAAUGUUUGGAGAAAUUCACCUUGUAUACAAGUUUAUCUUUUGACGUGGUAUGCUAGAUAG